CAGAGGGUGUGCGACUCACCCCCUCCUCCAGAAGCUGUUGACUGACUGACUGAUUACUGCCUGAGCAAUUACUUUGAGUCACUUUCACCAGCAACAAAGCAGCACUAGCAGCGGCAGUACUGACGUAAACCUUGCAAUGCACAGCGCAUUACAGAACAAGGCAUCGGGAUAAACUGAAGAAUAACAACACGGGGAUGGGAAAUGACUGCUUCGGAAGAGUGAGGAUCUCGGUGAGGGGCAUCACUAUGGUUCAAGUGCUUUAAUCUGAGGCCAUGAAGAACAGUUACGCUCUGAAAUGCAAUGAAUUCUGAAAUAAUUGUUAUGACAAGAGCUGCUGCAGGGCGCCGCAUUGCUUGGCCGCUUGUUGGUUCGUUGUGAACGUGCAAAAAUAAAAGAAAAAUGACUCAUUUACAAGCUGGCUUGUCCCCCGAAACUCUGGAGAAAGCCAAGGUGGAGCUGAAAGAGAACCCAGACACUUUGCACCAGGACAUUCAGGAGGUGAGGGAUAUGAUCAUCACACGUCCAGACAUUGGCUUUCUCAGGACAGACGAUGCCUUCAUCCUGCGAUUCCUCAGAGCGAGGAAAUUUAACCAUUUCGAGGCGUUCAGGUUACUCGCUCAGUAUUUCGAAUACCGCCAGCAGAAUCUGGAUAUGUUUAAAAACUUCAAAGCAACAGACCCGGGCAUUAAACACGCUCUGAAAGAUGGCUUUCCAGGAGUGCUAUCCAAUCUGGACCACUAUGGCAAGAAAAUCUUGGUUCUCUUUGCUGCAAACUGGGACCAGAGCAGGUAUACAUUUGUAGAUAUUUUGCGGGCCAUCCUUUUAUCUCUGGAAGCCAUGAUUGAAGAUCCAGAGCUGCAGGUAAACGGAUUUGUUUUGAUCAUAGACUGGAGCAACUUCACCUUCAAGCAAGCCUCAAAACUAACGCCAAGCAUGCUGCGCCUAGCCAUAGAAGGCCUUCAGGAUAGCUUCCCUGCUCGAUUCGGGGGAAUUCAUUUUGUUAAUCAGCCCUGGUACAUCCACGCUCUCUACACCGUCAUACGGCCUUUUCUAAAGGAAAAGAUAAGGAAAAGGAUAUUUAUGCAUGGCAACAAUCUGAACAGCUUGCACCAGCUUAUUCACCCUGAGAUCCUGCCUUCUGAAUUUGGAGGGAUGCUGCCACCGUAUAACAUGGGCACCUGGGCUCGAACGCUUCUGGACCACGAGUAUGACGACGAUCCUGAAUACAACCCAGAAUCUUACAACCUGGCAGUGGAAGAGCUGGAAAAUGAUUUAUCGCCAAAAGCCAUGAAGAGAUCACAGUCAGUGGUGGAACCUGGAGUCUUAAAGCGUCCAGAUAAGGAAAAAAGUGAAGAGGAAAACUUGCAGCCUUUACUUUCACUUAACUAACCACUUACAUAUGCAACGCUUGUCCCACAAUUGGGGGGUACACAUGGCAUUCCUGAAGAAGCAACAUAAUGGAAAUAAACAAGGGAAGAUAAUGAACGAGCACUGACAGCAGUUUUUGGUAUGGAUGCUGCAAAAAUAAUGUAGACCAUGAUUAUUCUAAACAUAUGGGUGCUGCAAAUGAAUGAAGGAAUCAAUAUUUUGUUGUUACGUGCCAAUAUAAAAUUGUAAAUACACUUGAGUUCUACACUUUUGAUUUCUGAAUCAUUGUAACACUGUCCAGACUGAAUUCGGAAAUGUGUAAUAGUUGUGAAAUAUCCUGUAAGAAAUUGUUGGUUAAAAGAAACAGACACACACACACACACUAAGAGAAAAAAAUGGUCAGGUCACUUUUUUGUUUCUAGUCUCUUUAAUGAUGGGUGCAACUUAAAUAAUAAGAAGGCUUGUACAAGUUGCACUUACAGUGAUGGCAUUGUCAAAAUCAUGUGGAUCUUUUACCAUUAUCACAUUUAGGACUCCAGUAAAAUAUCUGCUAGUAGAAUAUUGUGAAACUUCAUACUGAUGACUGCAGUAUGUAAAGGUGUUUAUUAUCAUUAUGAAUGUUGUACUGCUCCUUCACUGAAGUCUGUGUAGUUUAAACUAAACCCAAGUUUCCAUGUCUUAAAGCAGACUUCCCUUUACGUUGAAAGCCAUGCUAUAUUCAAUUAGGUGUUGGCUGAAUAUUUAUUGUUAAGAACCCGUAUCACAAUGGCAACUUUUAAAAACCAAUAAGUUCACCUACAGUUAUAAUGAAUGCCAGUUCUAUAUUGCUGCCCACAUAAAUAAAUAGUUGUGUUCAGUAAAAAAUCUUCUGUUUCCAAACCAUACAAAAAUCUAAUAUUUUUCAAAUUUGUGAUCCACAAAUACCAGACCUUUAAAGAAAAAAAAAUAGUAAACAACUCUCCUGUAGCCCCCCCACAGUCGUGGAAGUCUUUUUAACAUUUUUUACAGGUAACAUUUUGGAAUAUUAAAAAAGCAUACCAUUCUUUACAUUAUUUUGAAAAGUAUUACCAACUUAAAAAAAAAAAAAUCUAAAGGAGUCAAGGCAUUAUUUUGUGAAUUUCAAACUUGCAACUGCAUGACUUGUACGAGUAUACAGUACAUGGUAUUCUCGGCUAGGGCUGUGGAAAUACUCUUCAGAGUAAUUACCUUUAAGAAUUUGUUUUUGUAAGCAGUUAUUAAAUUAACAAGAAAAGUUGACUUUCCCUUAACUUUACAAUUGAGUACCAAUCAAUGGCAAUUAACAUCUGCAUUCAGUGAUUUAAAAACAGCCUGAAAGCAAAUUCUCCUUCCACAUUAGGCAUUGACAUUCUUAUAUCCAUACAGCUGUACCGAGGCUAUAAACUGUAUUUCUAUGUCGAGAUUCAAUCUGUGUAUCAUUAAACCGUGAUAUUUCCUUGCCCAGUAAUCUGCCUAAUCCCACAGUUCACUGCAGAGAUGAUGUAUUUCCAAGGACACGAGCAAAGAUAAAACUUGAGUGCUUUUAGACAGUUUGAUCAUGACAGGUUGUAUAUUAAAUCUCACUGUCACAUCAUUAUUGCUUAGUACUCAAUAACUGUGCAAACAAAGGCAACCCAAGGGAAUGCUUUUGUUGUGUUGAGUUAAUAACAGAUUUUUUUCCGUUUCAUUAUCACCAACUUAAAACAUCUUGAAGCGAUGUUCUCGGGAAAUCCAUAUCUGCACGCCCAUAAAUCUGUGGGUGAAUCUAUCCAUAAAUCCUCUUAAAUUUAUGAGUAAUAUUAAGGUGAAAAUUCUAUUCUGUAUCUAGAGCUGGUGUCCUAAUAUUUUGAGUAGUAUGUUUGCUACUGAGGGAGUCACUUUUUGUUGUCAUAGUUUAUGAGGGGGUAGAUUUCGAUCGAGCUUAGGGAAUGAGCUUCACAACAUUUAAGUGUGUUAGCAUCAGAUAUUAAAACCAAUAGUAAAAUUAUAUUUUACUUUACAGGAAUUAAUGUACAGUACCUUGCAUCUUAUUUCAAUGUAAGCCAUUACAAGGAACUGCCUCUAUCAAUUUAGUUGUAUUAUUUUUUUGUGUUUUGUUUUUGUUUCCUUCUCACAGAAAAGGUUGUUCAUAUCCUAUUUAGAGGAUAACAUAAUUUACACAUAAUAUUGUUUUAAGUGACCAUUUUCAUAGACAUGUUCAAAAACACUAUCCAUAUAUAUUUCUGUUUAUCUGCCAUUUUGUAUUAUUGUUCAUAAUUACUGAUGUAAAAAAACAAAAAACAAAAGAAGCUGACCUAGUGGGAUUACUGAAUUAUCAAGUCAAUUAUGGAAUUCAAAAAUGUAACCUUUACCACUGUGUGUGGUAACAAUUAAGGUACACUGGAUGUAUAGUUGUGCUGUCUUACAAAAUUAUUGCGUAUCACUAUCUAAACAGAUCAGUCACAGAAUGUAGAUAAUUCAAAACUUUUUUUUUUUUUGGUACAGUACACGUGGCUCACAGUCAAAGUGACAAAUAACUCUUAUCAGCAGAACAGCAGCAAUGAACUGUGCGCUACAGCCAGAUGAGAUGUUAGGUGAUUUGUGUGGGCAGAAUGUUAACUCAAAAGAACAAGAUGUUAUUUUCUAAUGUGAACAGCAAACCGCAGCACUGCUUUUCAAUUGUUUUAGUGCAGCUUUUGGUAUAAUUCAGUGCGUGACUAGCCUGCAAGCCUCAGCUCUUAAAUGCCUAUUAAAUGUUACAAACACUGGCUCUAAAAACUGCUGUGAACUGUGGCGGUUAUUAGUUCUAAAGAAAACUGGAUAAACGUGCUGGAAAUGUGAGCUCUAACUUUGUCAUAGUGUUUAACGUUAAGACACAGAUGGCAUUUUUCAUGCUUUAGGCUGCAAAGGUUACUAUGUUGUAUUAACAUUGUGUUACACCGUAUUUUUGUACAGUAUUAUUGUAUUAUUAAAACAUGCUGUAUUGACUGAUCAAAAAAACAUGAAAUGAAGGUGUUUUCAAUUAUUCAGUGUUAUGAUGUAACUUGCUACCUUUAGACAAUAACAUUGAUCUUUGGGUCUAUUUCGAAUGUUGUAUUCCAAAGGCUUUAUGAUUAAAGAC
Molecule: messenger RNA, 4465 nt
Organism: Polyodon spathula (Mississippi paddlefish)
Lineage: Eukaryota; Metazoa; Chordata; Actinopteri; Acipenseriformes; Polyodontidae
Product: clavesin-2-like
Exons: 6
Coding region: 400-1389 (329 amino acids)
Cellular component (GO): membrane
Molecular function (GO): phosphatidylinositol bisphosphate binding
Source: RefSeq, a predicted model, not a curated record